Theobroma umbraticum is the source of this 1436-nucleotide messenger RNA. RefSeq names its product lectin-like protein. Gene Ontology annotation, molecular function: carbohydrate binding. The record is from RefSeq and is a predicted model, not a curated record. Lineage: Eukaryota; Viridiplantae; Streptophyta; Magnoliopsida; Malvales; Malvaceae.
CUGACCCUAAACAAAAUUAUUUGGGUAAAAAAACCAAAAUUUAGUUGUCCAGAGCACUUCCCAUAACCCAAAAAUGGAUCCUUUGCCAACUGCCAGCCUUUGAAACCCUUUUGAUUUGGAGCCCUUGGAAGCUGACCCUCACACCAACCCUUCCCAAAAACCAGCAAAAACCUGCAAACAAGAGAAGAAUCAAGAAAUGGCUACAUUUUCCAUUAACAGCUACACUUUCUCUUUUAAUCUCCCAAUCUUCAUCUUUCUAUUCCUUGCAGCAAAACCCAUUUCCUUAUUUGCCCAACAAGCCCUUGAUAACAACCCAAGCUUUAGUCCCCACAUUUUCCUCUUUGGUGAUGCCAGGGUUGAAGAUGGAGGCUCCCAUGUUCGGCUCACGUGGCCUCACGCGCCAAGUUCUGGACUUUUGUUGCUGGACAAGCCCUUCAAGUUCGCCGAUGAAAGGAAUGUGGGUAGGCCGACGUCGUUUGCAGCUGAGUUUUCCUUUUCUUUGUCUCCUGGUAAGGGUGAUGGUUUAGCUUUUGUUAUUAUUCCUAAUGGUUUUCAGACAAGGUUUCAGGAUCAAGGGUAUUUUGGCCUUUUUGGUGAAAAUAGGUUCCUGGGUAUUGAAUUUGAUACAAAGAAAGAUGAUAAAGUUGGUGACUUGAAUGCAAAUCAUGUAGGAAUUGAUGUUGGAAGUCUUGAAUCUGUUAAAGUUAGCAAUUUGUCAUCUCUGAAUUUGGUGUUAAACAAUGGGGAGAUAUUGAAAUCCUGGGUUGAUUAUGAUUCAAGCUCCAAACUUUUACAAGUUAGAUUGAGUAAAUUGAAUGACAAGAGGCCUUUCACUCCAAUUCUAGCAUACCGUAUUGAUUUGUUUGAAAUGUGGGGUAAUGAGGAUGUUUUUGUUGGUAUAAUAUCAACAACCAAUGAGGAAUCUUCACCGAGUAGUAGCAAUGUUUAUUCAUGGAGAUUUAGGGUGAGGGAUGUUUCUAGUUGGAUGCAUUCAUUGCCUGCGGAUCCACGAGGUUAUGUGGAUAAGGAUAGUCAGGAAUUUAGAGCUGAAAGGAGUAAUUUUUGUGCUUUGACAAUUUUAGCUGGAUUAAUUUUUGCUACCGGAUGUGGAGCCUUGUUGGCUUUUGUGAUGCUGUUUAUGUGGGCAAUUUUGGUUAAUAGGCACACAGUAUUCCCGGUCGAGUGUCAAGCAGGUCCUGAAGAUUUCAGGUAUGAGAAGGUCAACGUGAUUGUAGAGAAGGAUGAUCAAGGUGAUAAGGAUUAGAAGAUGAAGCUUAUUAUGUUAGGAUGUGAAUUUUCUGUUGUUGUUGUUGUUACUAACUUAUAUGUGACAAACAUUGUAUUUUGUUUUGGUGCAUUGUUGUAUGUAGCUGUAAUGCAAUGUAGUCCUGUUUUCACUGUAGCACAUUCUGAUGUAUGAAAACCAUUUUAAAACA